UCCCCGCCGCGGUUUCUCGGGUCCGCCACAUUUCAUGCUGUCCCGGAGCCUCUGGCAGGGAGACAUGAUCUGGGCCAUGGGGCUCUCUCUUGUCUGGCCGUUUCCAGCCGGCGCUGCCUUUUUUGUGCUCCUGGGUACAGUCGCCGGAUCCCACAGGCUUUCUUACAACACUACGGUGCUGUCCUGGGAUGGCUUUGUGCAGGCCAGAUUUUUUGCUGAGGGAUACCUGGAUGGUCAGGCCUUCCUGCACUUUGAUGACACGAAGUGGAGGGCAGAGCCCCAGGGACAGUGGGCUGAAAGGCUGGGAGCAGAGAUGUGGGAGACAGAGUCCAAGGACUUGAACGAGGCCUGGAAGGAGCUCAGGAAACUUCUAGCAGAAAUCCUGUCCCUGCAGGAGGAGAAAAGAGGCUUACAUUCCCUCCAGGAGACCGUGGGCUGUGAGAUCCGUGAAGACAGCCAACCCCGGGGCUUCCGGCUUCUCCACUUUGAUGGGGAGCUCCUCCUCUCCUGUUACCCGGAGCCCCACGGAUGUACCUUGCCCCAGUCCUCGGCUCGGACCUUGGCCAUGGACAUGGAGAAGUUCUGGGACACAGACGGCUUUCUAAGCAAGGAUUACAAGGCCCACGUGCAGGGAGAACUUUGUGGAAGACUGCGGGGCUACCUGGAAUCCUGGACGGGCUUCAUGGAGAGGACAGUGCCGCCAGCUGUGAAUGUGACCCGCAGCCAGGACUCGGAGGGCAUGGUCCACCUCACAUGCAGGGCUUUUGGCUUCUUUCCCCGGAAUAUCUCAGUGGCCUGGUUUCGGGACGAGGAACCCAUGAGCCGGGACACCCUGGAGUCUGGGGGUAUCCUGCCUGAUGGGAACGGGACCUACUACACCUGGGAAACCAUAACAGUUCCCCAAGGAGAGGAGCAGCGGGUCAAGUGCCUUGUGGAACACAGCGGGAAUCACAGUACACACCUCGCACCCUUGGGAAAGACCCUGGUGCACCAGAGAUCAGCGUGGACUGUGAGCACUGCUCAUGCUCUUGUUGUUACUCUUGCUGUUGUUGCUAUCAUCGGAUUUUGUGUCUGUUGUUAUAUUGAGAAGAGGAAGACAGUGUGAGCUACAGGGAGGCCAGAGCCUAUUAGCCUACAAGACCUGGAUCAAUUCCAGAUGGAGCCAAGUGAUCACAAUGGCCUCAUACACCCAGAAUUUCAGUCCUCGUGUCAGACUCAGCUCCUCAGUCUAACAGGGGAAGCUUAGAAUUUGCAGCCAGGAGGCCUGAAUUCAGUUCCUAGUUCUGGUCUUAAUAGCACUUUUUAUGUGUGUUAUUUAUUUUAUUAUUUUAAAAUUAUUUAUAUUUUAUAUUUUAUUUGUAACUGGAGAAUACUUGCAUUAUAAUGUAUCAGUUUCUGCCACACAGCACUGUGAAUCAGCCCUAAGUCUACAUGUAUCUCCUCCCUCUGCAACUUCCCUCCCACCCUCCCCACCCCACCCCUCUAGGUCGCUGAGCACCAGGCUGAGUACCUAGUCAGGUCCUGUUCCCUCCCUGCUGGUGCACACGAUGCACAGUAAGCUAAUGGGAAUAGAGAACUCAUUCCAUGUCUGUUUAUCCCAGUAGCUUUUUACACUCAGUGACGUGUAUGUUUCAAUGCUACUCUCAAUUCAUCCCACCCUCUCCUUCCCUCACAAGUCCAUUCUCCAUGUCUGUGUCUCUAUUCCUGCUCUGUAGAUAGUUCAUCAGUACCAUUUUUCUAGAUUCCAUAUAGAUGCAUUUUUUGUUUUAUUAUUAUUAUUUUUGAAGGUAGUUGAUUUACAGUAGAACACAUUCCUUCUGAGGUCUCCAUUUCUUCAUCUAUGAAAUGAGAAAACUAGUGUUUCUUUUCAGUUAUGGUUGGGAUGAUUAAAACUGAUAAUAUAUUUGAGAUAGUUACAGCUGCACCACACUCGUAACAAAUAUUAAUUUUGCUUUUUAUAUUAUAAUAGAGCAUAUGGACAGCAAAUUAUUACCAAUAA
Molecule: messenger RNA, 1999 nt
Organism: Cervus elaphus (red deer)
Lineage: Eukaryota; Metazoa; Chordata; Mammalia; Artiodactyla; Cervidae
Product: MHC class I polypeptide-related sequence B-like
Exons: 6
Coding region: 35-1105 (356 amino acids)
Biological process (GO): antigen processing and presentation of endogenous peptide antigen via MHC class I via ER pathway, TAP-independent; immune response; positive regulation of T cell mediated cytotoxicity
Cellular component (GO): external side of plasma membrane
Molecular function (GO): signaling receptor binding; peptide antigen binding
Source: RefSeq, a predicted model, not a curated record